This is a messenger RNA of Daphnia magna, 2562 nucleotides long. It is a transcript of the gene Mcm6, whose product is annotated as zygotic DNA replication licensing factor mcm6. The record is from RefSeq and is a predicted model, not a curated record. Gene Ontology annotation, biological process: double-strand break repair via break-induced replication; DNA replication initiation; mitotic DNA replication. Gene Ontology annotation, cellular component: MCM complex; nucleus. Gene Ontology annotation, molecular function: ATP binding; single-stranded DNA binding; single-stranded 3'-5' DNA helicase activity. Lineage: Eukaryota; Metazoa; Arthropoda; Branchiopoda; Diplostraca; Daphniidae.
GUUGUCUGCCCUGUGUCCACAGCCGUUCUUGCACAAGCACAACUAGUACAGUCCCUUGAACUUGGUUCCCAAAGUUUUUUCGAUUUCAGAAGUAUGGAUGUUGCUGGUGCUCAACAAGUUCAAAAUAAAGUAAAGGAUGAUGUGGGCCAAAGGUGUCAGAAGCUUUUCUUGGAUUUCCUAGAAGGUUUUGAAGUUGACAAUGAAGUUAAGUAUUUGGAAAAGGCUAAAGAACUAGUAAAACCAGAACGCAACACCCUCCAAGUAAGCUUUCAGGAUGUAGAAAAAUAUAACAGCAAUUUGGCAGUCACCAUAGUAGCGGAAUACUACAGAGUUUACCCUUUUCUCUGCCAAGCUGUAUACAGCUAUGUGAAAGACAAGGCAGAGUUCAAUGUUGAAAAAGAACUAUACAUAAGCUUUGUUGAUGUUAGCUCAAAAUACAAGGUCAGAGAUUUAAAGACAGCUAGCAUUGGCUCUCUCUUCCAGAUCUCUGGCCAGGUGAUUCGUACUCACCCAGUUCAUCCAGAAUUAGUCAGUGCUACCUUUGUUUGUCUUGACUGUCAAACUGUCAUAAGAGAUGUUGAACAACAAUUUAAGUAUACACAGCCUUCAAUCUGUAGGAAUCCAGUGUGCUUUAACAGAAGCAGAUUCAUGCUAAAUGUUAACAAAUCCCGGUUUGUUGAUUUUCAAAAAGUCCGAAUUCAGGAAACCCAAGCCGAACUACCGCGAGGUUGUAUUCCACGAAGCGUUGAGGUCAUUUUACGAGCCGAAGCCGUGGAAACAGCACAGGCUGGCGAUAAAUGUGAUUUCACGGGAACGCUUAUCGUUGUCCCCGACGUCGGAUCAAUUUCUCUACCUGGCGCCCGAGCGGAAAGUUCGGCACGAAAACCCGGCGAAGGUCCGGAAUCCGAAGGUGUCCGUGGUCUUAAGAACUUGGGUGUUCGUGAUCUUAAUUAUCGAUUGGCUUUCCUGGCCUGCAGUGUUACCCAAAGCAAUCCUAUGUUUGGUGGCAAGGACUUACAUCAAGAGGAAAUGACAGCUGUAGAUAUCAAGAAUCAAAUGUCAGAACAAGAUUGGAAUCGUAUUUACAACAUGACCCAGGACGUCAACUUGUAUGAUAACUUGAUUAAAAGUUUGUUUGCCACAAUUUACGGCAACGACGAAAUCAAGCGAGGUAUUCUUCUUAUGCUUUUUGGGGGUGUGCCGAAGAAAACUGUUGAGCACACCACGUUGCGUGGAGACACCAACGUCUGCAUCGUCGGGGACCCCAGUACAGCAAAGUCACAAUUUCUCAAACAGGUUGCUGAAUUCACUCCUCGUGCCGUUUACACUUCAGGAAAAGCGUCUAGUGCAGCUGGUUUGACCGCUGCUGUGGUACGAGACGAAGAAUCAUACGAAUUUGUUAUUGAAGCUGGAGCACUUAUGUUAGCAGACAAUGGUGUAUGCUGCAUCGAUGAAUUUGACAAGAUGGAUCCUCGGGACCAGGUUGCUAUUCACGAAGCCAUGGAACAGCAAACAAUCUCGAUCACCAAGGCGGGAGUUAAGGCGACACUUAAUGCCCGAGCUUCGAUCUUGGCAGCUGCUAAUCCUAUUGGAGGCCGAUAUGACCGCACAAAAUCAUUGAAGCAGAACGUGAUGAUGACGGCGCCUAUUAUGUCUCGUUUUGAUCUCUUCUUCAUCUUAGUGGAUGAGUGUAACGAGGUGGUUGACUAUUCUAUCGCCCGCAGCAUCGUUGAUCUUCACAGGAGGAACGUUGAAUCAAUCCAGCGUGUGUAUCAAACCGAAGAUAUCCGACGCUACAUUACGUUUGCCCGAAAAUUCCAGCCGAAGCUCAGUAAAGAGGCUUCUGAAUAUCUUGUUAAUGCAUACCGGCAGUUACGUCAACGUGAUGGUGGUUCUACAUCGUCAGCCUCAAGAAUUACCGUACGUCAGCUUGAGAGCUUAAUUCGACUAUCAGAGGCAAUGGCGCGUAUGUACUGCGUUAGCCUAGUCACAAAGGACCACGUUAAAGAAGCAUAUCGUUUACUAAACAAGUCCAUUAUUCGUGUUGAAGAACCCGACAUUGACUUGGAAGACGCUGAGCAGGCAAACAUUUCAGUUGAACAAGACGAAACUAAUGGCGUGCCUUCAAGUGAAGACACUGAUAAACAAACAGCUAGCGAUGCAACUUCUGAUUCGGCAGUGAAAAAAAAGAUUUCUAUCACUUACGAGAGCUAUAAAGCCAUUUCCAAUUUACUCGUCAUGUACUUGCGACGACAAGAGGCUUUGGAUGAAACCGAAAGUUCACGUAAAAGUGCUCUUAUUAAUUGGUAUUUGAACGAAAUCGCCGAUGAGAUUGAAACGGAACAGGAAUUGACUGAACGGAAACUGCUGGUUGAACGUGUAGUCAGUCGCCUUAUUUACCAGGAUCAAGUUAUUAUUCCAUUGAGCCGAACUGGAUUAGCUGGUAAGGAAGAAGUAACGGAAGAUGAGGAUCCUCUCCUUGUUGUGCAUCCCAAUUUUGUUCUUGAAUAAGUAUUCCUUUUCUUUUUUACGUCUACCUGCGCAUACAUUAUAUUUACUUAA